Musa acuminata subsp. malaccensis (wild Malaysian banana) is the source of this 2868-nucleotide messenger RNA. RefSeq names its product ABC transporter A family member 8-like. NCBI's taxonomy places the organism in Eukaryota, Viridiplantae, Streptophyta, Magnoliopsida, Zingiberales, Musaceae. Gene Ontology annotation, cellular component: intracellular membrane-bounded organelle; membrane. Gene Ontology annotation, biological process: lipid transport; transmembrane transport. Gene Ontology annotation, molecular function: ABC-type transporter activity; ATP hydrolysis activity; lipid carrier activity. The record is from RefSeq and is a predicted model, not a curated record.
UUGUGUGCUCUCUCUCCAUGGUUUCCUACGGCACUGCAUCUUUCCUUACACAAGCUGAUGCGUUGUUGAGGAAGAACCUGAUCUACCAGAGAAGAAACAUCAAGCAGAACAUCAUUUUGACCAUCUACCCGGUAUUCCUCUGCUUGUUAAUCAUCUCCAUCCAAUCAGUUGUGAACAAUGAACUGGACAAGCCCAGAUACCAUUGUGGCUGCAAAUGUAUCGAUGCAAAUGGAUCGGGGACAUGUCGCGAUGUAUGUGGAGUGCAGUUCUCAACUUCCAUUCAGGCAAUUGCUUGCCCAGUACCAAGACCCCAGGAGUGGCCUGCUCUAGUGCAGGUGCCCAGUGCUAAAUAUAGAGCAGUAAGGGCAGCCUCCCACAACUUUCGGGGCUUACCUGAUGGCUCCUGCUUCAAGGAUCUCUCUUGCGCAGCAACAUCACUCUUCACUGGACAAAAUGAAUCCAUUGCAAAAAGUCUAGUGAAGAGGAUACUCUUAAAUUCAAUUCCAGAGAACAAGGAAGAUAUUUCAAGCUUUGUUUCUGUAGCUUAUCUUGGAACAAACAGCAUUCCUGGUCCAGACAACUAUGUAGAGCGCGGUCUACUCUCUCAAUCCCCUGUGCACCUUAUUUUACCUCUCUGCUCAGUAAAGUUUAACCUAACAGUUCCAGUAACUAUAGGUGAUGUUCAAAAUAAAAAAGAGGUCAACUGCAUAAAAAACCUAUAUCUUUGGCGUGAAAAUUCAUCCAUCAUCAACGAAGAAUUAUUUCAAGGUUAUCGGAAAGGAAAUCCUGCUCAUAAGAUCAGCGAAUAUGUUGGAGCUUAUGAUUUCCUGAAUACAAGCAAAAUUAAUUUCAAUGUAAAUUUGUGGUACAACUCCACCUAUAGCAAUCGGGGCAAACCACGGCUAUUGCGGGUACCAAGAACCUUGAAUAUGGUCUCAAAUGCAUUUCUUCGCCAAUUUAAGUCUUCGAAGAGUAGAAUCCUUCUUAGUUAUGUCAAAGAAAUGCCCAAGGCAGGGACAAGGAUUGCUCUGGACUUGUCAGAAUUACUUGGUCCACUUCUUUAUUCAUGGGUGGUCCAGUUGCUAUUACCUGUCUUCUUGAUUUCUCUAGUACAUGACAAACAGCACAUGAUACGAAUUAUGAUGAAGGUACAUGGGCUUGGAGAUGGACCAUAUUGGGUGAUCACUUACUGCCACUUUUUGUCCAUAUCAUUUCUUUAUAUGCUGUGGUUGGCUACUUUUGGAUCUAUCAUAGGACUAGAUAUUUUCAGACUGAAUAACUACUGUAUCCAAUUCUUAUUCUAUGGACUCUACAUAAACCUACAGAUUGUACUAGCCUUCUUGGCAGGGAUUGGAUUUUCUGAUGUCCACAGUGCUGCAGUUGUAGGCUACAUUUAUGUGUUUGGUUCUGGACUUCUGGGUUCCUUCCUUUUCCAAUUUUAUAUUGAGCAUCUAGACUUCUCAAGAAAGACGCUAUUCAUCAUGGAGCUAAUUCCUGGUUUCUCAUUGUACCGAGGACUAUAUGAGCUCUCACAAUUUGCAUUAGGAGGUCAUUACCAAGGAACUUAUGGUAUGCAGUGGAAGGAUUUGAGCGAACAUGACAAUGGCAUAAAAGAAGUUUUAGUCAUCAUGGCAUUAGAAUGGCUGAUUCUACUUUAUGUAUCAUAUUACCUUGAUCAACUGGCACUUGCAAGGAAUGGAGCAUGCAGAUAUUCAUCAAUUUUCACAAGAAACUUCAAAAACAGGAGCAUUCAACCCACGGUGCCAAUCAAAAUUCCCAGUUCAACUAUAACUGUGGAUCAAGAGAACUCUGAUAUUUUUGAAGAGGUCUGCAAAGUUGAGAAUUUGUUGAAAAAAUCUACCGGAGGUCAUCCUAUUAUUUUAAGUAAUUUGGAAAAGGUUUAUACGGGAAAGGAUGGAAACCCAAACAAGCAGGCAGUUCACAGCCUAUCCCUAGCAGUUGCAAAAGGAGAAUGCCUUGGCAUGCUUGGUCCAAAUGGAUCAGGGAAGACUACCGUUAUCAACAUGGUGACUGGACUGCUUCUUCCAACAUCAGGAAGAGUAUUUCUUAGCAACAAAGAAAUAAGUUCAAGUAUGGACAACAUUCAUACAAAGAUCGGCAUCUGCCCACAAAAGGACUUGCUCUGGGAUAGUUUGAGUGGGAGGGAACACUUGAUGUUCUAUGGCAGGUUAAGAAAUCUAAAGGGUCUGGAACUACAACAAGCAGUUGAUAAUUCACUCAGAAGCUUGGAUCUUUAUGAAGGCAAUGUGGGUGAUCACCUUGCAGGAACAUAUAGUGGGGGCAUGAAACGGCGGCUCAGCGUAGCAAUUUCCCUUAUUGGAGAUACACAGGUUGUGCUUUUGGAUGAGCCAACCACAGGUCUGGACCCAGAUUCAAGGAAUUACUUGUGGCACGCCAUUAAAUUGGCAAAGAGAGAUCGGGCUAUUAUUCUUACCACACACUUAAUGGAUGAGGCAGAGUUUCUUUGCGACCGUCUAGCAAUCAUUGUGAAUGGCAGAUUGCGGUGUGUUGGAAGCUCAAGUGAGCUCAAAACAAGAUAUGAAGGAUCGUAUCAACUUACCAUAUCAGCAGAUCCUAUCAACAAGGACAUUAUUGAGGAUAUGGUGACUAGCCUCUGUUCAGAUGCCAUGAAGAUUUAUGAUGUCAUUGGGACCCAAAGAUUUCGGCUACCCAAGCAAGUGGUAAGAGUUCAAGAGAUCUUUAAGGCCAUAGAAGUUCUCAAGAGACGGGUAGCAAUUCAUGCUUUCGAGGUGACCGGUACCUCUAUGGAGGAUGUCUUCAGCAAUGUAGUUAAUCACGCACUGGAAAGCGAAAUAGAUUAGAUUUUGUCAGAAUUUUGUUGCUUUA